This is a messenger RNA of Paramuricea clavata, 1568 nucleotides long. The record is from the annotation of a GenBank genome assembly. NCBI's taxonomy places the organism in Eukaryota, Metazoa, Cnidaria, Anthozoa, Malacalcyonacea, Plexauridae.
AUGGCGAAAGUACUCAAUCUACCAAAACUACAACCUUUUACCUUGGGGGAAACUUCGACCAUUAGCCAACAGUGGCGAAAAUGGAUCAAGUCAUUCGAAUAUUAUAUUGCUGCCUCGGGAAUCAAUGACAAGAAACAACAACGUGCCAUCCUUCUCCACCUCGCAGGACCUGAAGUUCAAGACAUUUUUGAAACCCUAGAAGACACUGGCAACGAUCUCGACACCGCAAUAGCAAAGUUAACGUCCUACUUCGAGCCACAAAAGAACAUUCCUUUCGAGCGUCACAAUUUUCGACAGACAACACAACUACAAGGAGAAACAAUCGAACAGUUAGCUAUCCGUUUAAAACACCAAGUAAAAUUCUGCAAAUAUGGCAACCCCAACGAUAUGAUCCGUGACCAGAUUAUCGAACAUUGUUCGUCUAGUCGUUUGAGGCGACGAUUACUUUGCGAACCAGAACUUACUCUUGAGAAAACAGUCGAAAUCGGUCGUUCGUUCGAAGCAUCCGAACGGCAAGCCUCGCAAAUAGAAGCAGACAGCUUAAAAACCACCGACCUGGGCGUAAAUGCAAUCCGUUCUAAAGCUGCAUCAUCUCGUUAUCCAACAUCGAUACAAACAGGUCGUUCGAACAUCGUUUGUUAUUGUUGUGGAAAUGCCGGUCACCGAGCUAAAGACCCUCGUUGUCCUGCUGAAGGAAUGUCCUGCAAUAAGUGUCACAAGCUUGGCCAUUUCGCUAGAGUAUGUCGUCAACUGAAACCGACAAACAAGCCUGAAUUUCAGAAUCCUACAUCGAAAAACAAGAAUGAAAUCUACAAGCAAAAUACCGGAAGUCAUGGCGAAAUACGGUAUGUAUACGGCGCUCCACAUCCGGCCACUGGGGAAAGUUCAUCGGACGAUGAGGUAUGUUUUCGAACUUGGUGCCACCGGGAAAAUGCCCCAUGCAACCGUCCAAAUUGGGAACUUCCCAGUUGAUCUCAUCGUUGAUUCAGGCACAACUGUUAAUGUACUUGACAAUGAAACAUUUGCAAAAAUUAAGGCAAACAGCCCGAUCACACUGUCCAAAACAAAUCUCAAAUUAUUUCCAUAUGGAUCAUCAACACCACUGAGUAUUCAAGGUUCGUUUACUGCACAGGUCUCCCAUAAAGAUUUAAUUACGAAUGCCAUUUUCAUCGUUGUUGCAAAUCAAAAUGCUGGUUCACUCUUGGGGCACAAAACUGCAACUGAUCUUGGGUUAUUUCAAGAACAUGAGAACUUCCAUCCAAUUCAGAACAUAUGUAAUGGAGACAACCUGUUCAUGCAAACACUUGUUACCAAGUACCCGCAAGUUUUCAACGGCAUCGGAAAACUCAAAGAUUUGCAACUGCACCUACAUUUUGAUGAGUCGGUACCUCCAGUUGCCCAAGCACCACGUAGAAUUCCUUUCCACAUUCGCAAGGCCGUCCAGACAAAACUCGAUGAACUCGAAACACUUGGCAUCAUCGAACCAGUGAAGGGGCCUAGCCCCUGGGUCUCACCUCUUGUGGCAGUACCAAAGCCUAAUGGCGACAUUCGUGUCUGCGUCGACAUGC